Prorocentrum cordatum is the source of this 848-nucleotide messenger RNA. The record is from the annotation of a GenBank genome assembly. Lineage: Eukaryota; Dinophyceae; Prorocentrales; Prorocentraceae.
GGAUGAAGUAUUGGCAGGCGUACGACGAGGUCCACCAGGAGCUCGAGGCCGAGCUGACCGCCGAGCAGGCGUCAGAGGCGACCAGGGCGGCGGCCGCGGCGGCGUCCAGGAGCAUGAUGGAGCGCCGCACGAUCAGGCAGAGUCGGCGGUGGUCGGUCAUGGACCUAGGCGGCGUAGCGCCUGGAGAGGUCGUCGCGGCGCAAGCGCCAGGCGGUGCGAGGCCUCGCGGCCAGCACCAGGGCCGCGCUCUCCGAGAAAUGACGCUCUCCGACGCCGCCAAGCUUUGCAGCCUCAUGGUGAUCCUGCUGUGCGUGAUGUUCCACUACUACCACAAGCACAGAAGUUCUUUCACCAGCUCCACCACCCCUGGCGUCCAGGAGCGACAAAGGGCUCCAAGUUGAGAGCGACAACUGUUUCGUGCUCUCUCGGGCCUCGCCCCGCCACGCGCCGGCGUCUCAGUGCGUGCUCGCUCUUGGUGGUGCCGCUGAUGCGAUGUGUGCCUGACCACCAUCUCAGGAUUCUUUCUGCUAUUGUGCUGCUCGGGGCCGUCCCGAACGCCUUUUCACGAGGACUGCUGUGGCAUGGGGCUAGUUGCAUCCGUGCUCGUAGCCCUGCUCGUGCUCCCAUUCCUGCUUCUCCGUUGGCCCGCGCGCCCGACACGGCUGGCCCCGCGCCCUCCUCCCCGUGGCAGGGACGCCCCUGCUGCCCUGCCUUCCCUCGCCCAUCGAGGUGGGUCAGAGCGUGCUGAGCCCAUGGGCUGAUCUGUCUCGGACAAGCAGUAAGCCGAAGCCGACUCUUGGUCCAGGGACCGACCUGCCUCCUCGUCGCGUCUGUCUCCAGGUCUCUGG